This is a messenger RNA of Coregonus clupeaformis (lake whitefish), 1523 nucleotides long. RefSeq names its product trichohyalin-like. The record is from RefSeq and is a predicted model, not a curated record. The coding region runs from base 95 to 970 and encodes 291 amino acids. NCBI's taxonomy places the organism in Eukaryota, Metazoa, Chordata, Actinopteri, Salmoniformes, Salmonidae. The transcript has 11 exons.
UGUGUACGAGGCCUGGGGGUUGCCUGGGGCAGGUGAUGUCAGACUGGCUAAAGAUGGAGGAGGAGCUGGCUACCCUCAGACAGCUAAUGCUGAGAUGCGCUGUGUCCCGGCAUGCCGUGCUGGAGCAGCUGCGUGCGGGGGCGGAGCAGAUGGAGGGGAGGAGUCUGGAGGUCAGCCUGAGAGACAGCAAGGCAGAGGCAGACAGCAUCAGGCAGUGGAGCUGCAGAAAGAGCUGUGGGAGAAUGAGAGCAGGGUGGGGUCUCUGGAGAGGACAGCAGCCCAGAAGGAGCUACAGCUGCUGGGGUUCCAUGAGGAGAAGAGUGCCUUGAAGUCAGAGAGGGAUGGGCUGCAGAGGGAGUUCCAGAGCCUAAGGGAUCAGCACAGCAUCUCCAUGAGAGAGACCCAGGAGCAGGCACUCAGACAGAUGCAGCGAGAGCUGAAGAAGUUGAAGGAAGAGUUGGCUUUAACUCAUGAGGAACAUAUCCAGCAGGCUCAUAGGCAAGCUGAGGAAAAGAAAACAGUUGCGUUCAGAGAACAAGCCAUCUCUCACACACAGCACAUUGAGUCCACACAGAGCUGCAUCCAGAUACACAGCACCAUAGAGCAGGAGAGGAAGAAAUGGAAGAUAGAGAAAGAAAAGGCUCUACAGGUGCAGUGUGGGAUACUCGAGGAGCAAGGCCGUGAUGCUCUGGAGAGAGUGAGGGGGAGACAGAGCGAGAAGAAGAAUGCCCUGGCUCUUCAAAACAAAGCACUGGAACUGCAGACAGGAAGCAGAACCAAGAUCACUGGUCACCAACAAACCAUCAGAUUGAACUUAAUUACCAUGAAUGAAAGGAAAUGGGUGAAGAAUAGAUACAGUAUGUCAUUCCUCUCUCCCUCCCAUGUCAGAGAGUGCAGGAGCUGGAGAGUGAGUGCCGUGUGCAGCAGAGGGAAAAGGUGUUUGCUCUGGUUGCAAUGCGUAGGUCCUUGAGAGAGGAGCACCAAGCUGAGCUACAGAGACUGCGCAGGCACAUGGAACAGGAGGGCCAGAGGGAGGCAUUGAGGCUAGAGCAGGUUGUCCAGCAAGCAGAGGAGAAGGCUGGUAGACGGCAGGUGUUGCUGGGGGAGAGGGAGCACAGCCACAUGUAGGCCACAGCCAGGCUGGAGCUGUAGAACAGACACUGGGCCCAGGAGCUGGGGACAGUGUCAGCAUCUACAGCACCUGCUGGAACACAGCUCCCACACAGUCCUACGGUGGCUCAGGCAGUCCAAACCCUGUAGGGUACCCUGUAGCAGUUGCAGCAGGCAAUCAGUCGACUACAGCAGGAGCUUGACUCACAGAGACGUAGCACUCAGCAGCUGAGCCGGGACAAGGAGCUGGAGUUACAUAUUCAGAGAGAACCGAUGGGGAUGAAGAAAGAGCAGGCCCUGGACUCACUGAAGGAGAGACUCAUUCAGGAAUGCAGUGACUCUGGAGCUCAGCGAUCAGCCUCCUCUCCCUCCCUUCAAAUGCGGGACCCCCUGACUCUCCUGGGCCCUUAGAC